GCAAAGGAUAAUUUUCGUCACAUGUAAUUGUGUCAUUUACUAUUACUUCUCCCCAGAAUGACAUGCAUCCUGUCUGAAAAAGAGUGGUUCGUGUCGCUCUGAUUUGCUCAGAUCCACAUGUGUAUAGGCAAUAUGAGAAUCAAGAUCUAAUAUUACAGAAGUGGAACAUGCAGGGGUCUACUACUUGUAGGCUGUACUAGGCCUAGACCGUCAGGUUUUUAGACAUUUCAUGGCCUUUGUUAACAUGUGCCUAAUACCUGGGAGUUCUUUAGACGCCUCGAGUGGGACAAGGCCUUGGUACAGCUGAAAUCCGCAGAGCCAAAAUGACAGAAUCACCAAGGAAAGCAAUAGCUAUAAUACUAAUUUGUAACAUGAACUAUUAAUUGUUUAGGUCACACCUGGUGCUCAUAAUCCAUCCAGGGGUAAGAAAUGGCAAAGGAAACUAGGAUGUUUCGAACAGGCCUUUUGGUUCUUACUAAACCUCUUGCCGUGAUUCAGAAUGGAAUCCCAUCAGUUCUGGAAAAGGCAUCAGAGCGAGUGCAGAACACAUUGUACAUACACCUUGUUCCCAGGGACCCCAAGAAGCUACCUAACUUACAGACAUCUUUGUUAGUCAACCCUUUCAUAACAGUGCCCGCAAAUCCCUCCAUUAGGAACGUGAUCAUUGAACUGUAUCGUACGAGCGCAAGGGUCUGCCGUCAUCUGGAUGUUCGUGUGUUGUUGUCGCACAUGACUGGUUCUUAUCGCAGGAAUUCGGACCAGCUCAGCAGGCAGCGUUAUUCCUUCAGGAGUAAAUUUGAGGUGGUUUUAAUUGAUGAAUGUUGUGACAACGAAUCUGUGAUAUUGCAGGAAUUGUCAAAGACAUUUACUUUUGAUAAUGGUGCUGGCAUUUUAACAAUACAUUCAGACUCAAAACAUGAAAGUGAAACUAAAAGUGAUUCUGAAAGUGAAACAUUGACUUCUGAGCAGUCGAUGAUGGUUAAUGGAGCAGACACCUGCCUGGAGGCUUACCAGCAUGGUGUCAUGGGCGGUACCUUUGACAGACUCCAUGUGGGACACAAGAUACUGCUGAGUGAUGCCUGUCUGAGGUGCAGCGAGAGUGUCACUGUUGGUGUGACGGAUGGACAGAUGAACAAGAAAAAAACUUUAUGCGAGCUUAUCCUUCCGAUUGAGACAAGAAUUAACGAUGUGAAGACUUUCAUGCAGGAAGUGAAACCCCGGCUGAGGUAUACGGUGGUUCCCAUCAAUGACCCGUUUGGACCCUCCACUCAGGACCCUCAGCUACAGUGCAUUGUGGUGAGCCAAGAAACCCUCCGCGGCGGACAUAAGGUCAAUGAGGAGAGGGCUAAGAAGGGACUAAACCAUCUGGACAUCCAUGUCAUUGACCUGAUAGAAGACUUGCACCACUCUCCUGAAGAGGAGGUCAAAAUCAGCAGCUCAUCUGCCAGAAAGAGGCUCCUAGGAACUCUCAUUAAAGAUCCAGAGUUUCAGUCCAAACCCGGGAUUUGCCUCAAACCUUACAGGAUUGGAUUGACAGGAGGGAUUGCCAGUGGGAAGUCUUCAGUGUGUAAGAGGCUGCAGAAGCUUGGGGCCGCCAUCAUUGAUUGUGAUAAAUUGGGUCAUCAGGUGUACAGGAAAGGCACAGAGUGUUUCCAGCGACUGGUCUCAGAGUUUGGGACGGAGAUUGUCGGAGAGGAUGGGGAAGUCCAUCGACGAGCUCUGGGAGCCAUUGUUUUUUCUGAUAAGAAUAAAUUAUCAAAACUGAACGAGAUUGUCUGGCCGGAAAUUGCUAAUCUGGCUGAGGGUGAAAUACGGGACUAUGCUUCAGCUGGUAGGUCUGUGGUAGUCUUGGACGCAGCCGUGCUGUUAGAGGCAGGUUGGGAUAACAUGGUGCAUGAGGUCUGGGCAGUUGUUGUUCCUACAACAGAGGCAGUUAAGAGACUUCAGGAUCGCAAUAGUCUGUCAGAAGAAGAAGCUUUGAAGAGAAUCAGCUCACAGAUGACGUCAGAGGAGAGAGUUGAAAGGUCAAAUGUUAUCCUGUCAACACUCUGGGAAUACGAAGUCACUCAGAAACAGGUGGAGAAGGCUUGGAAGUUGUUGAAUGAGAGGAUCAACGUUGACAAAGCCCAGCUUUAAAACACUGCUUUAUGUGGUGAGCUCUGAUGAAAUCUGCAUACUUAUACCCCAAGAUGAUCAUGGAGACAUGGCAAUACUGGAGCACAUAUUCUCACAAUUUAUUAUACAAGCCCUAAUUGAAAUUGUCUUUUACAUGAUUCAGGGCAUAAUUGUCAAGGGGGAUAAUUGUCAAGCUUGGUACCUCCCUGACUUGGCACCCACUUGACUUGGCACCCACCUGAUUUUGCACCCCCGACUUGGCACCUCAGUGGCUUGGCACCUCUCUCACUCAGCACCUGCCUCAGAAGAAGGGCAUAGGCCAAGUACUGGCUGACUCGGUGUCAGUACAGUGUAAUUAUAUGGGGUGUCAUAUCAGGUGCCUUUGGCUUAGUACUCCAGUAACGCAGCAUCAUAAAUAUGAGAUCAUUUAAACAGGCCUGGUACAAGGUGUUACUGUGAUGAUGAAUUGGCUGAAAUAAUAUUGAAAAGGGAUGAUAAACCUGAACAAUCAUUAAUCAGGGGUCACACAACAGUGAUAGUACAUGUAAAUUAUCUUUAUAUCAAUAUCAUAUGAUUACAUGUAAAUGAAUGAGAAAAUAGCAUGAGAAAUAAGGAGCAGCUGAAUUCUAACAAUCCUUACACGACCUGCGCCAGUGUUAUAAAUUUACAGGUAAAUUUUACUUUAAUAAAUAAUUUUGUUCCCGUCAUAUAAACGUAAUAUAUUCUUGAGAGCAAUAUGAGCCCAAAGUAAAAUAAAUAAAUAAGUAAAUUAAGAUGAUAUACAUGAUCAUAUUGAAGCGAUGAUAGCAGUUUAAGUUUGAUUUCACAUAUACAUAAUCAGUUGUAAGGUACAGUUUGCCAGGCACUUGUAUCUGCACACUGUGGUGGUAUUCCUUAUGUUCAGACCAGUUUCUUCGACUAGACACCCAAGUCAUUGUUACGUGCAUGUAUAACUACAGUCGAAUGUCCUUGGAAUCAAACAAAUGUCUACUUUCGCCAAUGAUUUAGUUACUCAUUUUGCUUAAUUGCAAGAGUUCGUUUAUCUUAGAAAGGUUAUUUAAGAAGGUAGGAUGAUAUCCUACUGGGAAAAUGUAGAUGUAAGUAUUAAAAGUAAGUAUUUGCCUCAGGAAAUACACUCUUUUUGGGCAAAUUUUUAGGUCAAGUGAAACACAUGUUGUCCCUUGUUCUGCAUAUUCUGCACAAUAACAUUUCCAAAACAUUUAUCGCCACCAUGUCGGUGAAAUGUUGCCAAAGUGGAGUUAAGACAUUCAUUCAUU
Liolophura sinensis is the source of this 3392-nucleotide messenger RNA. RefSeq names its product bifunctional coenzyme A synthase-like. Lineage: Eukaryota; Metazoa; Mollusca; Polyplacophora; Chitonida; Chitonidae. The coding region runs from base 430 to 2136 and encodes 568 amino acids. Gene Ontology annotation, molecular function: dephospho-CoA kinase activity; ATP binding. The transcript has 10 exons. Gene Ontology annotation, biological process: coenzyme A biosynthetic process. The record is from RefSeq and is a predicted model, not a curated record.